GCUGGCUUAUGUAUAAAGUCGAAUUAUUUUGUAGUAUUGUACAGUAAGUAGCUGUGUGUAAUGGCUGGAUAGAGAGUAGAGCAGAAUGCUACACUGCUCUGUGAGUUUGAGCAAUGAGAGUCGGAUCUGUGAUGUAAAAAACUGCCAGCGCUGUUUUUCCAUUGGCUGGAACUAAGAGAACGGCUCUACUUGCAGCAGUCGAUGCAUCCUGCCACCGUCCCAUCUCCGACCCAGCUCCCAGCAUGUCUCGCGUCUCCUCCACUGCCAAGCGCUACGCUGGCUCCUCCUAUACCAGCCACUACAGCUCCUACGGCUCCUCCCUGACCCCCUCGCUCGGGACUUACGAUCGAGACAAGCUCCCCUACAAAUCCCCUUCAACGACCUACUCCCCGUCCAGCUACCUGAGCUCGAGCGGCAGCCGCACAAGGAACUACAGUGCCUCGUCAGAGCCCGAGCGCGGGCGCACGAUCCCACGCGCCGACCUUCUGGGCGGACGCCGCAGCGAGAGCCUGAGCCGCACACCGUUCAAAAGCUACAGUUCUGGACUCAACGGCGGCUCAACCUACUCGUCCUACAACUACACGCCGGCACGGUCAAGCUACCUCCCCACCUCUCCCGUGUCGUCUAGCGUCUCCCUGAGCCGGAGGAAGUCCGUCAGCCAGAGCGACCUGACGCGGGAGCUGUCCACGCUGGCACUGAACGAUGCCUCCAGCAGCAGCAGUAGCAGGACUUACAGGAGCAGGACAAGCGAUGCCAAAGCAGCAGAGUCCUACAGCAGCAGCAGCAGCAGCUUGCGCUCAGGUUUUGGGAUGUCGCGCAGCUGUACUCAGGAGGCCCUGAGCAGCAACAGCGGUCGCUUUUACGCGGCUAAUGGACGCUCCAGCUCGCCCCUUCAGGAGGAGUCAGUAAGACACAACUCCAAGGGGGUCAAAGGCCUAGUGGGACUGAAGAAUCUGGGAAAUACAUGCUUUAUGAACUCCAUCCUCCAGUGUCUAAGCAACACACACAGUCUGCGAGACUACUGUCUGCACAAUUCCCACCGCCACGACCUCAACAACAACCGCACAAACACUGCUCUAAUGGAAGAAUUUGCCAAGCUCAUACAGACGAUGUGGGCGUCGUCCGGCAGUGAUGCCGUCUGCCCAUCCGAGUUUAAAACGCAGAUCCAGAGAUAUGCGCCCAGAUUUGUGGGCUACAACCAACAAGAUGCUCAGGAGUUUCUGCGCUUUCUGCUGGAUGGGCUGCACAACGAGGUGAACAGGGUUACAGUCCGGCCUCGUGCCACCAACGAAGACUUUGACCAUUUGUCUGAUGAGGAGAAAGGUAAAAAGAUGUGGAGCAAGUACCUGGAGAGAGAGGACAGUAAAAUUGUAGAUUUAUUCGUAGGGCAGCUGAAGAGCUCCUUGACCUGCACAGAGUGCGGUUACUGUUCCACUGUGUUCGAUCCCUUCUGGGAUCUUUCCUUACCCAUCACCAAGAAGGGCUACGGAGAGGUCAGUCUGAUGGACUGUGUGCGACUCUUUACUAAGGAAGACGUGCUGGAUGGAGACGAGAAACCGACAUGCUACAGAUGUAAAGCCAGAAGAAGAUGUACAAAAAAAUUUACCAUUCAGCGGUUUCCCAAAAUCUUAGUGCUUCAUCUAAAGCGUUUCUCUGAAGCUCGAAUAAGAUCCAGCAAACUGACCACAUUUGUCAACUUCCCCAUGAAGGACCUGGACCUCAGGGAGUUUGCUUCUGACAGGAGCGGUAGUGCAGUGUAUAACCUGUAUGCAGUGUCCAAUCACUCAGGCACUACCAUGGGGGGGCACUACACAGCAUACUGCUGCAAUCCAGCAUCUGGAGAGUGGUACACAUAUAACGACUCCAGGGUAACACCAAUGUCCCCUGGUCAGGUCCGGAGCAGUGACGCAUACGUUCUGUUCUACGAGCGAGCAGGCCUAUGAGGGGCUUACAAGUCACAUCAGGUCUUCAUCACCCACUGUCGCCCUCUACUGAAAAUCUGACAUAAUAACAUGUUUCAACUGGCACUUCUAA
Molecule: messenger RNA, 2034 nt
Organism: Trichomycterus rosablanca
Lineage: Eukaryota; Metazoa; Chordata; Actinopteri; Siluriformes; Trichomycteridae
Gene: usp2a
Product: ubiquitin specific peptidase 2a
Exons: 14
Coding region: 243-1943 (566 amino acids)
Biological process (GO): protein deubiquitination
Cellular component (GO): cytoplasm
Molecular function (GO): cysteine-type deubiquitinase activity
Source: RefSeq, a predicted model, not a curated record